AUGGUUCAAACAAUGAAUAAUACAAGACAAAAUUAUCAACGUAACAAUCGUACAAAUGAAAUAUUACCUAAACAACAACAACAAAAUUAUAUUGUUGUUUAUGAUCAACCAAAAGUAGUCGUUGUACGUCAUUAUACAAAAACAAUUGUUUCUCAUGUUAAUCCUGUCGACUAUGAAAGACAAUAUAAUACCGCUCUACUUGAUACAUCAACAUUAUUAGCUUUAGUUCGGCGACUUAAUAUUCAAGAAGAUCUUAUUACACCUCCAAAAUAUCGAUACGCCAAUUAA
Adineta steineri is the source of this 288-nucleotide messenger RNA. Lineage: Eukaryota; Metazoa; Rotifera; Eurotatoria; Adinetida; Adinetidae. The record is from the annotation of a GenBank genome assembly.